Nelumbo nucifera (sacred lotus) is the source of this 2090-nucleotide messenger RNA. Its product is annotated as importin subunit alpha-4-like. Lineage: Eukaryota; Viridiplantae; Streptophyta; Magnoliopsida; Proteales; Nelumbonaceae. Gene Ontology annotation, molecular function: protein binding; nuclear import signal receptor activity. Gene Ontology annotation, biological process: protein import into nucleus. Gene Ontology annotation, cellular component: cytoplasm. The record is from RefSeq and is a predicted model, not a curated record.
CAAUCAUUGCCUCACUUGUUCGACUCCAGAACUACAAUCGUCAAACACGCUUUCUUCCUUUUCCUGUCUUCCUUCAUUUCUUUUGGGGGAUUUCGUCGAACACCACAAAGAAGUAAGAAAGAGGAGCUAAACACUAGACGAGCGAGCAACAAUGUCUCUUCGACCCAGUUCCCGAACCGAUGUUCGCAAGAAAUCCUACAAGACUGGCGUUGAUGCAGACGAGGCUCGGCGAAGAAGGGAAGACAAUCUUGUCGAGAUCAGAAAGAACAAACGAGAGGACAAUCUCCUAAAGAAACGCAGGGAGGGGCUUCUUCAAGCCCAGCAGCCUGCCGAACUUUCUCAAGCCACUUCUGGAACCGAGAAAAAGUUGGAAAGUCUUCCUGUAAUGGUACAAGGGGUAUGGUCAGACAAUCCUGCUUUGCAAUUGGAAGCAACUACUCAAUUCAGGAAAUUACUAUCAAUUGAGCGUAGCCCUCCCAUUGAGGAGGUAAUCAAGGCAGGUGUUGUACCUCGGUUUGUUGAAUUUCUUGAAAGGCAUGAUCUGCCUCAACUGCAAUUUGAGGCUGCAUGGGCUUUGACUAAUAUUGCAUCUGGGACAUCAGAACAUACACGUGUUGUCAUUGACCAUGGUGCUGUCCCUAAAUUUGUGCAACUUCUUAGUUCAUCAAGUGAUGAUGUCCGAGAACAGGCUGUGUGGGCCUUGGGUAACGUAGCUGGUGACUCACCAACCUGUAGGGAUCUUGUUCUUGGUCAUGGUGCCCUCAUGCCAUUACUGGCUCAGUUAAAUGAACACUCAAAGCUAUCUAUGCUACGGAAUGCUACCUGGACCUUAUCGAAUUUUUGUCGUGGCAAGCCACCAGCACCAUUUGACCAGGUGAAGCCUGCACUGCCAGCCCUUCAGCACCUUAUCCACUCAAGUGAUGAAGAAGUUCUAACGGACGCAUGCUGGGCCUUGUCUUAUCUUUCUGAUGGCACAAAUGACAAAAUUCAGGCUGUGAUUGAGGCAGGAGUCUGUCAACGACUUGUGGAGCUUCUCCUACAUCCUUCACCUACUGUUCUUAUACCUGCUCUUCGGACAGUUGGAAACAUUGUCACAGGAGAUGAUGCCCAGACUCAGUUUGUAAUUGACAACCAAGUUCUCCCCUGUCUCUAUCAACUUCUCACACAAAAUCACAAAAAAAGUAUCAAGAAGGAAGCGUGUUGGACAAUCUCAAAUAUCACUGCCGGGAACAGAGGUCAAAUACAAGCUGUUAUUGAUGCCAACAUCAUCUUUCCUUUAGUUCAACUACUACAACACGCAGAGUUUGAAAUCAAGAAGGAGGCUGCAUGGGCUAUUUCUAAUGCUACCUCUGGAGGGUCCCAUGAACAGAUUCAAUAUUUGGUGAACCAAGGUUGUAUCAAGCCACUUUGUGAUCUUCUAGUUUGCCCAGAUCCAAGGAUUGUGACUGUGUGCCUUGAGGGCCUUGAGAACAUUUUAAAGGUGGGUGAGGCUGACAAAGAGUUAGGAAAGACUGGUGGGGUGAAUAUCUAUGCGCAGAUGAUUGACGAAUGUGAGGGGCUAGAUAAAAUUGAGAAUCUGCAGAACCAUGACAACAAUGAGAUUUACGAGAAGUCGAUGAAAAUCUUGGAGAGAUACUGGGUUGAUGAAGAAGAGGAAGAACAGAAUAUUCAGGAUGGAGAAAUUGCUCAACAAGGCUUUGAAUUUGGAACUAAUCAGCCCAAUGUUCCCUCCGGUGGAUUCAAAUUUGGGUGAAGCAGGCAGCUCGACAAUAUUCCCCCGGUUUUUUAGAUUUAAGAGGGGAAAAAUGUACUUGUUGGUUUCACUAUUUUCCGGUUCCAAGAGUCGGGGUUUUUGGUCUGGCUCAAAGGUAAUGAUCAUCUGAGGAUUACCAAUAGUGUAAGCAUUUAGGGUUAGACAAUGUGGUUCUCAAUUUUAUAUGUAACUAUUAUUUUGGAUUUUAUUACAAAGUCGGUACCAAGAUUUAUGAGGGUAGCCCAAUGGUCAUUGUCUCGUUACCAACAAAUUGUAACUUGUGUUCUUUGCUAUUUGCUAGUUAUUUGGAGUUUUAAGCAUGAUUGUACACAAGAAA